AUGGCAGGGCCUUCUCUGGUGGACGCGCGGCUGCUGCUGAGGGGUUGUCUGGCCCUCCGUGAGCGCCCUGAAGAGGAGGAGGCUGCGUCAGGCGAAAACAGACAGGGAGAGGCACUUGAGGAGGACGAAGGCGGCGACGGCCUGGAGCUGGGCGCGGAGGAGCUGCUGCUGACGUGGGACUACAUUUCCCAGAAAGCCUUGCAAGCAUCAGAGAACUCAUCCCUGCUUUUCCUAGAUGUCCAUGGGGUAGUUUUUCCACAAGGCCGAGAAGGGGAUUUAUGGAAUAUGGAGUUCCACGGGGCCUCUCUUCGUUCUCAUUUCCUCCGGCCUGAGGGAGAAUUUGGCUCUCGCUCCUCUGCAGGAAAGAGAUCUCCAGUGUCCUUUGAGGAGGUAGCAGUCUUCUUCACUGUGGAGGAAUGGGUUCUGCUGGAUCCAGGCCAAAGGAAACUCUACUGGGAAGUGAUGAAGGAAAGUUAUGAGACGGUGGCCUCUUUAGUUGCAGAUGUGAGGAAGAUGCUGAAUGAAAAGGAAUUAGGAAGGAGAGCUUUGGACAAAGAUAAAGAUCAGCAGGUGGAAGUGAAAUCUGGAAAUCAAACAGUACCAAAGAAGGACUGCAGAAAGAAAUGGAAAAGGGUUCACACAGGGCAGAAGCCGUAUAAAUGCUUAAAGUGUGGAAAGUGCUUCUCUCAGAAUGGUGGUCUAACUUCACAUGAGAAGACUCACACAGGGGAGAAGCCAUAUAAAUGCUUGGCGUGUGGAAAGUGCUUCUCUCAUACUCAGAGCCUAAGGACACAUGAAAGGAUUCAUACAGGGAAGAAGCCGUAUAAAUGCUUGGAGUGUGGAAAGUGCUUCUUUCAGAAUGGCAAUCUUACUGCACACCAAAAGGUUCACACAGGGGAAAAGCCAUAUAAAUGUUUGGAAUGUGGAAAGUGCUUCUCUCAGAAUGGCGGCCUAAGUAAACAUCAAAGGGUUCACACAGCGUGGAAGCCGUAUAAAUGCUUGGAGUGUGGAAAAUGCUUUUCUCAUAAUAGCAACCUAACUAUACAUGAAAGGGUUCAUACAGGGGAGAAGCCAUAUAAAUGCUUGGAGUGUGGAAAAUGCUUCUCUGAAUAUAGCGUCCUAACUAGACAUCAAAAGAUUCACACUGGAGAGAAGCCGUAUAAAUGCUUGGAGUGUGGAAAGUGCUUCUCUUACAAUAGCCACCUUACUGCACAUCAAAAGACUCACACAGGGGAGAAGCCGUAUAAAUGCUUGGAGUGUGGAAAGUGCUUCUCUCAUAAUAGAAACCUAACUACACAUGAAAGGGUUCAUACAGGGGAGAAGCCAUAUAAAUGCUUGGAGUGUGGAAAGUGCUUCUCUGAUAAUAGAAACCUAACUAGUCAUCAAAAGAUUCACACAGGAGAGAAGCCGUAUAAAUGCUUGGAGUGUGGAAAGUGCUUCUCUCACAAUACCCACCUUACUGCACAUCAAAAGACUCACACAGGGGAGAAGCCAUACAAAUGCUUGGAGUGUGGAAAAUGCUUCUCUCGGAAUGGCAGUCUAACUGCACAUCGAAAGGUUCACACAGGGGAGAAGCCAUAUACAUGCUGGGAGUGUGGUAAGAGCUUCUCUCAGAAUGGCGCCCUAAGUAAACAUCAAAGGGUUCACACAGGGCAGAAGCCGUAUAAAUGCUUGGAGUGUGGAAAGUGCUUCUCUCAUAAUUGCCAUCUAACUACACACCAAAAGAUUCACACAUAG
Messenger RNA from Euleptes europaea (tarantolino), 1737 nucleotides. Its product is annotated as zinc finger protein ZFP2-like. The record is from RefSeq and is a predicted model, not a curated record. The coding region runs from base 1 to 1737 and encodes 578 amino acids. The transcript has 6 exons. Gene Ontology annotation, biological process: regulation of DNA-templated transcription. Lineage: Eukaryota; Metazoa; Chordata; Lepidosauria; Squamata; Sphaerodactylidae.